Molecule: messenger RNA, 2217 nt
Organism: Vigna unguiculata (cowpea)
Lineage: Eukaryota; Viridiplantae; Streptophyta; Magnoliopsida; Fabales; Fabaceae
Product: ascorbate transporter, chloroplastic-like
Biological process (GO): transmembrane transport
Molecular function (GO): transmembrane transporter activity
Source: RefSeq, a predicted model, not a curated record
AUGACUAUGAGUGGCUUAAUUUCAAAUCGCAACUUCGGUUCCUUCGUUGCAUCAGGAAAUGUAUAUAGAUCGGGGACGGAUAUAUCCGUUCAAAGAGGGGGUGUUUCGAUUUCUGGUGUAUCGGUUGCACAGGAUCCCUUUUCAAGAUGGCAGCAUAAGAUGCAUUUGCCGUCGGAAGAGAGAAUUAGGAAACCAAUGCGAAAAUCUCACUACAAAGGGGAGCUUUGUUCUCUCGUGUCUGGGCAAUCCAGUCCGUGCUUAAACUUUAAACUACAGGCUAGCGGAAGAAAUGGUUGUUCCUUCGUUUCGUCUGCUCCUUAUAGAAGUAACAAUGUUGAACAAAGGGAAGUGUAUGGUCUUGGUUUGAGCAGAAGGAAGCAUGCACAACCUGAGGUUGCAAAAGCAAAUAAAUUCCGUGUUAGUUAUAAGUCUGAGGAAUACAACAUUUCAGAAACAAAGAUAGAUCCACUGCAAUCAACUGAAGGGACUGGGGAAGCCAUUCUUCUGGAAGGAAAUCUGCAGCAAGUAUCACCUUGGUGGCAGCAGUUUCCUAAGCGCUGGGUUAUUGUACUGCUGUGUUUUUCAGCCUUUUUGCUGUGUAACAUGGAUCGUGUAAAUAUGAGCAUAGCAAUACUACCGAUGUCUCAAGAAUUCAACUGGAACAGUGCAACAGUUGGCCUAAUCCAGUCAUCUUUUUUCUGGGGCUAUCUACUUACUCAGAUUGUUGGUGGAAUAUGGGCAGACAAAAUUGGUGGGAAGCUAGUACUAGGUUUUGGAGUUGUCUGGUGGUCAAUUGCAACAGUUUUAACACCUAUUGCUGCAAAACUUGGGUUGCCAUUUCUUCUUAUAAUGCGUGCCUUUAUGGGAAUUGGCGAGGGUGUUGCAAUGCCCGCAAUGAAUAAUAUACUUUCCAAAUGGAUUCCGGUAUCAGAGAGAAGCAGAUCACUUGCGCUAGUAUAUAGUGGCAUGUACCUUGGUUCUGUCACAGGCUUGGCAUUCUCACCUGUGCUAAUCCAGAAAUUUGGGUGGCCAUCGGUGUUUUACUCAUUUGGAUCCCUAGGAAGUAUCUGGUUUGUUUUAUGGUUGAGUAAAGCUUACAGCUCACCUAAAGAAGACCCAGAUCUCGGGGUAGAAGAGAAGAAGCUCAUACUUGGAGGCAAUGUAUCAAAAGAACCUGUAUCAGUUAUUCCUUGGAAAUUAAUUUUAUCAAAGGCACCUGUUUGGGCUUUAAUAAUCUCUCACUUCUGCCACAACUGGGGGACAUUUAUUCUUUUGACCUGGAUGCCUACAUACUACAAUCAGGUUCUGAAGUUCAAUCUCACUGAAUCUGGGCUAUUUUGUGUCCUGCCAUGGUUAACCAUGGCUAUUUUUGCAAAUAUAGGAGGCUGGAUUGCUGAUACACUUGUGAGCAAAGGCCUUUCCAUAACAUCCGUUCGAAAGAUUAUGCAAUCAAUCGGGUUUCUAGGUCCUGCAUUUUUUCUUACACAGCUAAGCCAUGUGAGAACACCCGCCAUGGCAGUACUUUGCAUGGCUUGCAGUCAGGGAUCUGAUGCAUUCUCACAGUCUGGCCUAUAUUCCAAUCAUCAAGACAUUGGUCCACGCUAUGCUGGAGUAUUGCUGGGACUAUCAAAUACUGCAGGAGUGCUAGCUGGUGUCUUUGGUACAGCUGCAACUGGAUACAUACUCCAAAGAGGUUCUUGGGAUGAUGUAUUUAAGGUUGCUGUCGUAUUGUACAUAAUUGGCACAUUAGUCUGGAAUAUCUUUUCAACUGGAGAGAAAAUUCUUGACUGAAGAAUGUAGUGAUGUCAAUGAAGGAGUAGGCUAUAUAAGCCAUUGAGUUUACAAGAAAAAGAAAAGAGGGAGGAAAAUUAAAGAUGAAUUUCUCAAGCACUUGGGAGCAUAAAAGAAGCCUGCAGAAACCAAAGAGAGCCACCAUCGCAAUUUUCGAUCAAAUAGAGGGAAUUCUAUGUUUUCUCUUGAAAUCUUGGAUUAACUUGGCACCUUUUGCAAAUGCCAUGUACCAUGAUCUAAAUGUUUCUGUAUAGGAGAUAGAGAAUAAUUUCCACUUCAUACUACUUAUACUUCAAAGACCUGUUUUAUGAUCAACUCUGCUUCAUCAUCAUACUGGGCUGAGAAGAUUGGUUGUAGUAUUCUUUCUGAUUCAAUGUCCUUAACAAAACACAUUAAUUAUCAAUAUAUCUACUUUUUUACUCUUGA